Messenger RNA from Hemiscyllium ocellatum (epaulette shark), 2685 nucleotides. RefSeq names its product PDZ domain-containing protein GIPC1-like. The coding region runs from base 98 to 1087 and encodes 329 amino acids. The record is from RefSeq and is a predicted model, not a curated record. NCBI's taxonomy places the organism in Eukaryota, Metazoa, Chordata, Chondrichthyes, Orectolobiformes, Hemiscylliidae. Gene Ontology annotation, molecular function: protein binding. The transcript has 6 exons.
CCCGUCCCCUGGGCGGCCGUUGCCCUGACAGGAGCCCGCGAGCUCCGCGGGAGCCGGGCCAGUGCUGAUCCGAGCCGAGCCGAGCCGAGCCGGGGCCAUGCCGCUGGGUCGCUGGAAGAAGGCUGCUCCCUUGGUGGGAAACGACGAGGCGGAUGCCGAGAGCCAGCAGCUGGAGCCAGAGGCGGCGGGCGGGGAGCCGGGCUCGGGUUCGGCGCCGGCGUCCUCCUGUUGCUCCUCGGGCCCCCCGCUGCGGCCGCGCCUGGUCUUCCACACGCAGCUCGCGCACGGCAGCGCCACCGGCCGCGUGGAGGGGUUCACCAACGUCCGGGAGCUCUACACCAAACUGGGGGAGGCGUUCAACAUGGAGCCCGCGCAGAUUAUGUUCUGCACUCUGAACACCCACAAAGUGGACAUGGACAAACUGCUAGGUGGGCAAAUUGGCCUCGAAGAUUUCAUCUUUGCUCAUGUCAAAGGGCAGAAGAAAGAAGUUGAAAUCUACAAAUCAGAAGAUGCUCUGGGUCUUACCAUCACUGACAAUGGAGCAGGCUAUGCAUUUAUCAAGAGAAUCAAAGAAGGAAGCCUCAUUGACCGAAUAGAGGCAAUCAAGGUUGGGGAUCUAAUUGAGUCGAUCAAUGGCCAGAGUGUCAUCGGUUUUCGCCACUUCGAGGUUGCCAAGCUGCUGAAAGGUUUGGUGAAGGGACAGCUGUUUACACUGCGUCUUGUGGAGCCUCUUAAGGCUUUUGACAUGAUAGGGCAGCGUUCCAGAGGAGGCAAAUCUGCAUCAGGUGGGCAGGUGGGCACUGGAAAAGGAACACUACGACUGCGGGCGAAAGGGACUGCCACUGUAGAGGAAGAGCCAUCAGCAUUUGAAGAGAAGGCCAUUGAGAAGGUGGAUGACCUGCUGGAAAGUUACAUGGGUAUCAGAGACACUGAGCUAGCUGCUACCAUGGUUGACCUUGGCAAGAAUAAGAAGAAUCCAGAUGAGUUUGCACAGGCACUUGACGAGGAGCUUGGUGACUUUGCAUUUCCUGAUGAGUUUGUCUUCGAUGUCUGGGGUGCUAUUGGAGAUGCAAAGGCUGGGCGAUAAUCACUGGACACAAAUGCUGAGACUGUAUGAAAUCAGAGGAAAGGGCAUUUUUAAAAAAAAAUAUAUUUAUAUGCUAAUAAUUUUAGGACACUGGGUCCUGGGUUACUUUUCAUAGGAAUAUUUCCAGAUGAUUUUGUACAGUAAGACUGACCAAUAACUACUUGUUUCUAGACUAUCUGAUUUUUGUAAGCAUUUAAUUUGAGCACCUUUGUAGGUGCCAUAUUGUGGUGUGCUGAUGGUGUAUGCAUAUGUGGAUGCCACAACCUUUGAAAGGGUUCUGCUGUGACACUAUGCAGAAGUUAUUUUAAAUAUAUUUUUGCAGCCAUGUUUAUGGAAAUUUUAAGAUUGGGUUGGGAGAACAAAACUUCAUAUGAAGAUGUAAAUUCAGUCUACGUUGUAGGCUGCAAUUAAAAACGAGCAUAAUUAAGUGCACACUGCAAUAUGGCAAAACACUCGGGGUCCUCUACACCACUGAAACACUUUUAAAGUUGUGGUCUUAAACUAAUGAAUUUUAGUAGUUUUUCAGCUUGUUUGUAAUGAUCUUCCAGUUUCAGAUACCUGUUUAAGCAGAAGAUCAGGAAGAUGUGUUGGUAGGAAAGAAAGCAUUCUUUAAAUAAUAAGAGACUUGCAUUUUAUACUCGUGCAUGCUUGACCACCUCAGUGAUUCCCUAGUAGAAUAUAAAUGCAAGGUUUAUCAAAUUAUUUCUUCUAUUGUUUACAAGACCAUUAUGUCUGCAGUGCAUGGACUAAUGUUGUUUAAACUUCCCGAUGCUGGUUUAAACAACUAACUUGCAGCCAUGUGACUGAUAUUAAGAUUGUUUUGCACACAUCCAGUUCUUGAGGAGCACCUUUAAUGAUUAUCUUAAAGCUGCCAUGACUCAGACUUUGGUGAAAUAUAAUGGUGGAUAUGUGAAAUGUUCAAAUUGAAAAGUGCGCACCACUAAUUGUUGUCUUUUUAAUAACUGUGAUCAUCCAACCUUUGUACCUUGGCAAAGUGUUCUAAAGCGCAAGACUUGGAUUUCUGUAGCACCUUAAUAACCUCAGGAUGUCCCAAAGCACUUUACAGCCAAUUAAUAAUUUCCUUUGAAGUAGUCACUGUUGUGAUGUGAAGAAACAUGGCAGCCAAUUUGUACACCGCAAACUCUCAGGAACUGCAAUGUGGUAAUGAUCAGAUCACCUAUCUUAAUGAUAUUCGUUAUUAAAAAAAUAUCCAUUAGGACACUGGAGGAAAACUGCCCCACUCUUUUCAGACUAUGAUGCGGGCUGUUUGGUGUACACUGAAGAAGGUGGUUGAGGCCUUAAUUUAUGUGUGUUUUGGAAGAGGAUGCCUCAGUCUGUGCUGCACUCCCUACGUGCAUAAAGUGUUGGCUAGUUUUUUUUCCACUUGAGUGGAGGUGGAUGUGACGUGUAUGAAUCAAUGUUGGAGCGCUGUUGAUUUUGCUAUGACAAGAAUUAAGGCAUAUUACAUUUAAAGAAAUGUUUCCCCUAUUUCUUAGGUACCAAAUGCACACCGAAGAGUCUUAUUUAUAUCCAUCAGCUGUACAGCUUUUUAAAAAAAAGAAAUUGCUGGAAAAUCUCAGCAGGUCUGGCAGCAUCUG